AAACCCACUUUGCAAAGAAGAAGAGAGGGGUCUCCAUCCUCAUUAGCAAAGAUGUGGCAUUCAAACUCAUUAACAAACAUGCAGACAAACUAGGGAGAUUCUUAAUAAUACAAUGUUACUUGAAUAACGCUCCAUACACAUUGGUCAAUGUGUACGGACCGCACACUAAUCAAGUAGCUUUCCUAGCCAAGAUUUUCCAAAAACUGGACAAAUGGAGACUGGGAGAGGUGAUAAUGGGAGGAGACACCAAUUUUCUGUUAGACACCCAGCUAGAUGCAUUGGCAACAGCGACGAUAGCAACACCCACCGAACUUAGCAGAGAAACCAUGGUACGAG
Molecule: messenger RNA, 336 nt
Organism: Pelobates cultripes (western spadefoot toad)
Lineage: Eukaryota; Metazoa; Chordata; Amphibia; Anura; Pelobatidae
Source: the annotation of a GenBank genome assembly